UUUGAAGUAGAAUUUCUGGGGCCAUCGUAUCACCCAUUCAAAAAACAGCGAGGACUUAGAGCUGCAACAUAAGCCUGAAAAUAUUCACCUCAUUCGCCUUUUGCUGAUCGUUACUUCUCUUACAACAUGAGCCAUCACGGAGAUCCAGCCCAUACCCAGGGGCACUCUGACCACCACCAUGCAGAGCACCAUCAUCACCACUCCGAUCACCACUCUUCGGACCAUCACCAUCACCACUCCGACCACCACCAUUCAGAGCAUCACAAGCACGACGACCACAAGCAUAAGGAGCACAAGCACAAGCACAAGGAGCACAAACACAAACACAAGGAGCACAAACACAAGGAGCACAAGCAUAAGGAGCACCACAGUGGUUCCUCCUCUUCCUCUUCCUCCUCUGAUUCGUCAUCUGAUUCGGAUUAGGUGACUCAACGGAGUGAUUGAUUCAGUCAAUGUGGCGACUGGAAGAUUCCUCGAGGGUUUGAUUGGUUGUUGGGUCCUUGAAUUAUCUUUAUUGUACUGAUGUCUCAUUAUUUCAAGUUGUUAGCAUGCAUGAAUAGCAACACAUAGAAAUAUAGAUAAAUAUAAGUGUG
Macrobrachium nipponense is the source of this 593-nucleotide messenger RNA. Its product is annotated as histidine-rich glycoprotein-like. Lineage: Eukaryota; Metazoa; Arthropoda; Malacostraca; Decapoda; Palaemonidae. The transcript is spliced from 2 exons. The record is from RefSeq and is a predicted model, not a curated record. The coding region runs from base 127 to 423 and encodes 98 amino acids.